Messenger RNA from Zingiber officinale, 921 nucleotides. RefSeq names its product protein FAR1-RELATED SEQUENCE 5-like. Gene Ontology annotation, molecular function: zinc ion binding. The transcript is spliced from 3 exons. The record is from RefSeq and is a predicted model, not a curated record. The coding region runs from base 1 to 921 and encodes 306 amino acids. Gene Ontology annotation, biological process: regulation of DNA-templated transcription. Lineage: Eukaryota; Viridiplantae; Streptophyta; Magnoliopsida; Zingiberales; Zingiberaceae.
AUGAAUGCAUUUUUUGAUGACUACAUUCAUUCUAAAACAUCCUUGAAGCAAUUUGUUGAGCAGUAUGAUAGUGCUUUGAAGAAGAAGAUUGAGAAUGAACAACAUAUGGAUUUUGCUUCUUUUAAUUCUAUAAUGUCAGUUAUUCUUGGUCAUCCUAUUGAAAAACAAUUUCAAAAUGCUUACACAAACAACUUAUUUAAGUUGUUCCAAGAUGAAAUUAGGGGGUUGAUGUUUUACAAUGCCUCUUUGUUGAAAGAAGAAGGGACAACUUUAGUAUUUGAAGUAGUAGAAACUAUGUUGGGAAAGAAUGGAGAACCUGUAAGAGAAGUUUCCUUUAGGGUACAUUACACAGAGUUACAUUGCCAAUUGAAGUGUGUGUGCCGUCUAUUUGAGUUUCGGGGAAUUUUAUGUAGGCAUGUGAUCAAUGUGUUCAUAAGAAUGAAGGUGAUUGAGGUUCCUAUGAAUUAUAUUAUGGACCGAUGGCGCAAAGAUAUUAAGCGUGGUUAUCAAAGUAUCAGUAACAUCUAUGAUGAUUAUGGUUGUGAUGGAGAAAGACAUCGGUAUAAUAUUCUCACUCCAUUGAUACAAGAGGUUCAACAACUUGGCGCAAAAAAUGACAACAGUUGUUCAAUUUUGGUGGAAAUAUUGAAAGACACGAAGGAAAAAUUGAUUGCUAUUGAUUUUGAGCAUUCAAGGGCUGAACAAUUGAAAGAAGUAUCUACAUCCGGUGCAAAAGCGAUACAUUCUCCAUUAAAAGUAAGAUCUCGAGGUCGUCCACCUACAAAGAGGAAACAAUCUAAGGUUGAACAAAUUAUGAAGAAAUCAAUUGCAAAGGCCCGAAAGAAGGGAGUUGCUGGUUCUGAAGCUUGUUCUGAAACUAUUCUUGCUAUCCUGAGUAAAAUUCUGCUGGAGCUUCUAUGA